AUGGUAGUGAGGCAGAGAAACAAACGAUCAAAAGGGGAAGACGUCCCAUCCCCGAAAGCGAAUACGCAGCUCAAGCAGGAUCUCCCAACGGUGCUAUCAAUUCCGGAUGUUGCUGGAUACGAUAUCAACGACUUGAUGAUGCCAUUGCCACCGCUCGACAUGGACAUAGUCUGUAUCGAUGAUGGCGACACGUACAGCUGGAAUAACGGACCGGGCCUCACAUACAACGGCGAUGAUGACAGCAUGACCCAAGAGAGCUCAGGAACCGGGCCAACACUUUCUCAAGAUGAAAGCAAAGAUACUUUAACAGAGCAGCUGAUGAAGUUAAGUCAGCGAGCCACGAGGGCCACACGAGAGUUGGAGUGCGGAGAAAUUGUUUUGCCAUUGACAGUAAAUUCACCUGUGGUGAAUGAAGCAUUCGAGACCGCGAAUGCCUUGGUGCGCAUCAUCAACAGUAUGCCGCUGACGGACAGCACGUAUGAGUCCUCAUUAUUGUCCCGCGAUAGCAGUCAACAACAGCUACCAACUUUUCUGGCUCUAGCCGCCUAUCAGUACGUCCUCGGCCUCUUUCGCGCAAUCUGUGGAUCUAUCAAAUGUUCCUCAGGAUCAAUAGCCCAGGGGAUUGAGCUGCAGCAACAGACAUUGCACGGUGCUGGCUCGUGCUCCGCGCAAUUCAUCAUGGUUUUGCAGCUUAUCAUGCAUCUCCUCAAUCGCAUAGGUCGUAGUCUUCGAACAGGGAGCCGAAGGAACUCGGACCAACAUGAGCUUGGGGGUGGAGAAGUCGGUAGCCUACAAGGUGUUGUCGAUUCUGCUCAAGUCAUGCUUAGAAGUAUGACUGAUGAACAUGUCAAGCUCGGUGGGGUGAUUCAGGAUCUUCAAGCUGGGAUAGAAGAAGGAGUUCAUAUGUAG
This is a messenger RNA of Pseudovirgaria hyperparasitica, 909 nucleotides long. RefSeq lists its product as uncharacterized. The transcript has a single exon. NCBI's taxonomy places the organism in Eukaryota, Fungi, Ascomycota, Dothideomycetes, Acrospermales, Acrospermaceae. The record is from RefSeq and is a predicted model, not a curated record. Bases 1 to 909 code for a protein of 302 amino acids.